Messenger RNA from Peromyscus eremicus (cactus mouse), 1163 nucleotides. RefSeq names its product transmembrane reductase CYB561D2. The coding region runs from base 173 to 841 and encodes 222 amino acids. Gene Ontology annotation, cellular component: endoplasmic reticulum. The record is from RefSeq and is a predicted model, not a curated record. Lineage: Eukaryota; Metazoa; Chordata; Mammalia; Rodentia; Cricetidae. Gene Ontology annotation, molecular function: transmembrane monodehydroascorbate reductase activity. The transcript is spliced from 4 exons.
AAGGGGGCUUGUCCCAGGAAGUCUUAGGUGGGUGGACAACACACCCGGAAGUGAAGCGCCUCCUUAACGGAGCGGUGGCGCGGCUGGCGGGCCCAGGAGUCCAGUUUAUUUUGGAGGAAGUCACUGUGUCGAACCUGAGAAGCAGGCUGUACAGCUAUCAGCUGGGCUGACCAUGGCCCUUUCUGUGGAGACGGAGUCGCACAUCUACCGAGCUCUGCGCACUGCCUCUGGGGCUGCAGCCCACCUUGUGGCUUUGGGCUUUACCAUCUUUGUGGCUGUACUUGCCAGACCUGGCUCCAGUCUGUUCUCCUGGCACCCUGUUCUUAUGUCACUGGCUUUCUCCUUCCUGAUGACUGAGGCACUCCUCAUGUUUUCUCCGGAGAGUUCACUGCUGCGUUCCCUCUCACGGAAGGUCCGGGCACGCUGCCACUGGGUGCUUCAGCUGCUAGCCCUACUCUGUGCUCUGCUGGGUCUAGGUCUUGUCAUCCUCCACAAAGAGCAGCUUGGCAAAGCACACCUGGCCACCCGACACGGGCAGACAGGGCUGUUAGCGGUGCUGUGGGCAGGUCUGCAGUGUUCAGGUGGUGUGGGGCUGCUCUACCCCAAGCUGCUGCCUCGAUGGCCCCUGGCAAAGCUGAAACUCUACCAUGCCACUUCUGGGUUGGUGGGCUACCUGCUGGGCAGUGCCAGCCUCCUGUUGGGCAUGUGCUCACUCUGGUUCACUGCUGCUGUCACUGGCGUUGCCUGGUACCUGGCUGUGCUGUGCCCCGUCCUCACCAGUUUGGUAAUCAUGAACCAAGUGAGCAAUGCCUACCUAUACCGCAAGAGGAUCCAACCAUGAGCACUUCCCAGCCAUAAGGAAACCUGGAUUUGCAUCUCAGCGUAGGACCUGGGGCUGGGAACCUGCCUGAUGCUCUUAGCUGAUGGGGUCAGGGAACACUUCAGGUACUAGGGCACUCAGGGGUAGGCCUCUAACAUUUCUGCUCCUCACGCUAGAGUGCCUCCCUUUCCUUUUCUUACUAUCAACCCAGGGGAACAUGGAUCAUGUGUCUGGAUGAUGUUGGGGUUGCAACACUGUCUCCCCAGCCAUACAGCUUGUAUUUGUACUGGUACGGCCAGAAAUCAUGGAGAAAAAUAAACAAAAAACUGAAAAUAAAAACAAA